AUGGCCGGAGCACCUUCCCGCCGCCAGCCAAUGGAAGCGCGGCACUCUCCGCCGCCAGCCAAUAGGCGCGGGGGGCGGGGGCUGGGAGUAACGCUCGGAGCGGCGGCGAUGGCCCCGGAGCGUGGUGACCGCCCGCUCCCCGCCGGUACCGAGGGUCUUCCCCGGGUUUUCCUGCAGAGCCUGCGGACUCUUUUCGAUAUCCUGGAUGACCGGCGGCGGGGCUACGUGCACCUACGGGAGAUCGAGUCGCGCUGGCGGGGAGCGGAAGCCCAGGAGCUGCCCGCCGGGGUGAUGGAGGGGUUGCGGCAGGCGGCGCCGGCCAGCGGGUACCUCACCUUCGAGAGGUUCGUACUGGGGCUGCGGGCGGCACUGCCUGGGACUGAGCCGCCGGUGGAGGGUGGCAGCGGCGGACGGCGGAGCGCGGAGAAACCGCCGAGCCCUCGCUGUUCCGAGGAGCGGCGGGGAAAGAGCACCGGACAGCGGGAACCGGGGCACGGCCAGCCCCGAGGCCGCGGUGGUGAUGCUAAGUCUGCUGGGAAGCCCCAGGGAGACAGUGACCACCCAGGGGCUGGGGACACUCGGAGGCAUCAGAGAGGCCGUGCAGAGCACCGGAGACACACCAUCACCAAUGGCGUGGACUUCAGCAUGCUGAAGUACAUGAAGGAGCUGGAACUGGAGAAGGAUUUCCUGUUGCAGGGCCUGGAACUUAUAGACCGGGCUCGAGAGUGGUACCACCAGCACAUCCAGCUCAUGCAGGAGCACCAGCAGCUCCUGGGGAAGAGGAGAACCAGUGCUGAUUUCCCUGAAGGUGGCCAGAGCCAUCUGGGGCGCCUGGUCCCCAAGCUGCAGGAGGUGAACCGCUGCCUGGGUGACCUUCUUUCCACUGCCAGCAAGACAGCAAACCCCUCCUCAGCACUGAGCAGGCUGGUCCCUGUGACAUCCCCAGCCUCCACAGGCUCCCAGCAAGCCAUCAACAUGCUGAAGGAGCAGAAUCGGCUUCUCACCAAGGAGGUGACUGACAAGAGCGAGCGCAUCACCCAGUUGGAGCAGGAGAAAUCUGCCCUGAUCAAGCAGCUCUUUGAGGCUCGUGCCCACAACAACCAUGAGAUGAGCCAGCUGGACUCCACCUUCAUCUAGCCUCCCCUGCCCCAUCCCCAAACUUACCUGGGGGAUUUCAAGGGACUCUUGCCCCAAACUCAUCACACCUGCUCCUCCAGGUGUUGUGUCUCAAGGUCUGGGGCUGCUGGUGGCAUCUCUGUGCAAGGAAGCCAGGACCCCUCUUGGGGAGCAUCCCUGCCCUGCUGAUGGCUUAUCAGCCAUGCUGCUCUCGAGCUGCUCCUUUCCUGUCUCUAAGUGGGCUGCAGGGGUGCUGUCCCCAGCCCUGUGACCCCCCAGCAUGCAGGAGACAUGGCUGCUGUCUGUGCUGCCUGUGUGGGGUCAGCUACUGUGCCCUUAGGCUGGAUUUUGGGUGCUCUUGGGAAAAAGUGAUGUAUCUUCGACAUUCUAGCCAGCAUCUCCAGAAGGAGAUGGCCUGGCCUUAGAGGGUGCUGGCUCCUGCUUGUCUUUUCUUGGAAGACAAGAUUGGAAAUCCAAGGAGGCAUGCCUGGCCCCUCUCUGCUUCCUGUGUUCUGCCUGCCAGAGGCAUUGUCCGGCCCUGUAGUGCCCAAACUGGUGGUCCUCAUGGCAACCACUCUCACGUUUGUGGUAGUGAUACCAUACUUGCUAUUUACAUGUCUGUAGGCUCCUAUAGGGAAUGAGCCAUAGACCCAACCAAGAUAGCCUACACCUCUGAGCUGCUUUUUUGGGCUCUUGAGAAGUUGAGACAGACACCUCACUGUUUACUUGACUUGACCUGGCAAAUACUUCCUGAUGUCUGCCAGGAUUGGAUUAUUUUCAUGAUGACUGUGAAAGGAGAAGUGAUGUUCCAUGGCCUGAGGACGCUCACAUCAGCCUGACCUCACAGAGGGCCUUUAGAACUUGGUUUUGUAUUUUACUGAGUGUGGGACAGAGCAGAGGCUGACAGGCUCUUCCCUGUGCACAUCUACACAUGGAGAAGUGGCAGCUCUGCCUGACGUGGUUGUGGAGGCUGCUGUCAGGGGUGACAUCCUGACACUGAGCUGCACUCCUCUGCACGUGUCUUGAGCGGUGGUGGUGGUGGUUCAAGAUGGGUCCUAUUAGAUGGCACAUUCUCAGGACUCCUGCUUCCCACCCAGCUCAGUGAUGAUGCUUGGGCUGAAUGACAUUCGACUGUGCCUUGGUACUUGGUAUCCAUGGUACUUUCACUGGAGAUCCCAUGUAGCACAGCCUGGCCCUCUGUAUCCCCAAGGCCAGGACCUUUCUCUCUGGCGUUGUUUCAUGGUCUGACUCUCCAGGCAUGAUGCUGUGGCACUGAGCUGAGCUGGGCAGAAGGUGCUGGUUCUGCCCUGAGCUGACACAUGCAGGCCAAUUCUGUUCUCACUUCUGUUCUUAUCUGUCAGGACUCUCUGUCCCAUCCAGCUGUUCUCUUUGAGACUCAUCCCAAGCUAAAGCUUACUGCAAGGCAUGAAUCCCUACUCUGCCCUGUGCCUGCAGCUGGAGUGGGGAUCACCAGGGAGAUGGUGGAGGAGGAGCAGCAAAGGCCAUGGUUAGUCAUGUCCCCUGUCUGCAGGAGUCGGCUGUUAGUUGUCCCGCAGGCAUCAGUGCCUGCCAUCCUUUUUGUGAUGCCUUCUCUAGUGUCCAGUGCCUGUUUUGCCUGAGGUUAAUUAGAACUGACCCUUUUUAUGAGGGUUACCUGUCUGUAGGGAUAAUAAAGUGGGGUGACCUAUUUAAUUUA
Messenger RNA from Pyrgilauda ruficollis (rufous-necked snowfinch), 2812 nucleotides. RefSeq names its product suppressor APC domain containing 2 (gene SAPCD2). The record is from RefSeq and is a predicted model, not a curated record. Lineage: Eukaryota; Metazoa; Chordata; Aves; Passeriformes; Passeridae.